Molecule: messenger RNA, 1239 nt
Organism: Trametes versicolor FP-101664 SS1
Lineage: Eukaryota; Fungi; Basidiomycota; Agaricomycetes; Polyporales; Polyporaceae
Exons: 8
Coding region: 1-1239 (412 amino acids)
Source: RefSeq, a predicted model, not a curated record
AUGGAUAGCCUAGGCACCAGCCCCCAGCUCACCGCGGAGUUUGUCAAGUUCCUUGAUGCUCAGCUGCAAGAUUGCAGGGACCAGUUGCAGCGACUGAAUGAGGAGAAUGUUUCCCUCAAGCAAAACCUUGACAGCGCACCGCAACGCAGCGGCACCUCUGGCCCUACGGAUGAUCAGGCAGUUUCCGGCUUGAAGGCCGAGAUAACGUCGUUGAAAGACGAGCUGGCCGCCUUACAAUGCACCGCCGAGGUCCAUCGUAAGGACGCAGUGAUAUGGCGCGAACGCUAUGAGAAAGCCAAAACUUCGAUCACUGCUGAGAACCUUGGGGACCUUCAGAGGAGGGCUGCGGUAGAGAAGGUCAUGAAGGUCAUGAAGGAAGAUUUGGUGCCGAAAACCAUCACUGGACUGGAUACUGCGCCGUCGACCCCCGAAAACUUUUUAGAGUUUAGUGCCUUCAUGUCGAAGCUCUCGGGCUCCGCUGUAGCGGACACGCAUGCGACGGAGUCCCGCGUAGUCUUCGACAAGCCCAAGUUACAGAUCCUACCCAAGGCUGCUAUCGCCGCAAGUGACGGCGGCUUCGCGUUCUUCGGCGGGCUUCUGCAGUGGUGUGACCCGCCCUCGCAGAACGCGCUCCUCAUCUGCCCCACGCGCCAUUACACCCCACACUCCGGCCCCGCUGACUCGACGAGCUCUCAUACCAGUUGGUCCCCGGCGACUGAGUGGGCGUCUCUGGCCAGCCAGCGGCGCGAGAUCUUCGACACGGACGGGGGUCAACUCAUGUACGCAGGGACCUUCCUCGUACACGCCGGGCCCAAGGUCCUGCGGCUGCAAGACCUGCCCCAGCCCGUCAACGAGGCGCUCCUCCGCGAGCUCGCCUGCCGCACCUUCGACCCCGCAUCCAAGUCCCAGAAAACCAAGGCGCGCGCGUACCUGCACGCGCUCGCGGAGCUGUACACGGAGGGCGCGAUCGCCGUGCAGGUGCUCGGGCUGCAGCGCGUCGGGUUCAACGAGAAGUUCUUUGGGGUCCUGCGCAAGGCGUACGGGAAGCGCAGCAAGGGGCGCGCGCGCUCGGAGACGCAGCGCUCGGUGAGCCCACUUGAUGCCCAUUUGUUUGAUGAAUUCGUGGGGGAGGACACGGCGUCAUCGGCGUUGCGGAAGCGCGCGAGGGAGGAGGAGGAGGAGGCGGGGCCGUCAAAGGUGCGGAGGGUGGACGACCUGCUGAACGAUGGGUGGUUUUGA